AUGUCAUUCCAACCGCGCAACCUCUUCUCCCACCUACCUCCCCCCGCCGAAUGCCUCGCCCUCUUCAUCGCAACCCUCGAAAUCCUGCCCUUCGGGCUCCUCGGCCUACGCAAUCCCACCUCCUUCGCCGCCGGCUACGGUCUCCCAAUCACCAACACAACCCCACUCCCAUCCACCACCUCUUCCAAAUCUACAAAGCGCACAUCUACAUCCACAUCAUCACAAAGCAAACAAGACGAAGACACAAAGAAAGCCCUCGUAGCAGCAAUCGCAGCGCGCAAUGUGCAAAAUGGGGUUUUACUAGCGGUUUUUGGGUUGUUGCUGCGGGACCGGAGGAGCUUGGGUGUUGCGGUUUUGGCGGGGUUGGUAGCGACGGUUGCGGAUACGGUGAUUGUGCAGGGGUAUGGGGUUAGGGAUAAGGUUCUGGGGCAUUAUGUGGGGGUUUUCAAUAGUUUGGCGAUUGGCGCGAGUUUGUUGUAUUGGGGACGGAAUGAUCCGUUGUGGUGA
Molecule: messenger RNA, 507 nt
Organism: Bipolaris maydis ATCC 48331
Lineage: Eukaryota; Fungi; Ascomycota; Dothideomycetes; Pleosporales; Pleosporaceae
Source: RefSeq, a predicted model, not a curated record